Messenger RNA from Sardina pilchardus (European sardine), 4472 nucleotides. It is a transcript of the gene cables2b, whose product is annotated as Cdk5 and Abl enzyme substrate 2b. The record is from RefSeq and is a predicted model, not a curated record. Gene Ontology annotation, biological process: regulation of cell cycle. Bases 7 to 1554 code for a protein of 515 amino acids. The transcript has 9 exons. NCBI's taxonomy places the organism in Eukaryota, Metazoa, Chordata, Actinopteri, Clupeiformes, Clupeidae.
UUGAGAAUGGCGGCUGCUGCCUGCAGUGCGCACUGUACGUUGGGCAGUAGUAGCAGUAAACCGCAGAAAGAGCACCUGAGGAGAAGUAGGGAUUCGCGCAGGCGACAGGCAGCCUUGCUGUUCCUUAGUAACAUUUCUCUGGACGGACGGCCCGUACAGCAUGUAAACAACGCCAACCAGCUGAGCCACAGGGACAGCGAAUUCCUAGGUACCGACAAUGUAUCGACAAAUGCAGCCCGGCUGUCACCUGCGACGAGUAGUUGUGGGACCUUUAAUAAUCUUUCAGCCUCAGUUAGCUGUGGAGCUGUCAGUUCUGUGCCGAGACUUGGGGGGGUCAUCAACGUCCCUCUUCUAGUGUUGCCUUCGGACUCUGGAUGUAAUGAUGCUGGGACCGCCGAGGUGUUUCUGGAGAGGGGAAGAGGGUCUUUCUCCUCACAGGGGAAUCUUCUUUCUCCAGCCAGUCUUCAGCCGACUCCUCUGGGACCUCGGAAGUCGCCAACAUUACACUCUGUUCAUAGCUGCAACUCUGUGUCUUCAGAUUCGAGGCCAAGGUCACGCAAUCUGUCCGGCUCGCCAAAGCCUCGCCCGAUGAGGAAGGUGCACUUCAUCAAGAACAUGAGACAGUAUGACACCAAAGGCAGCAGGAUCGUGCUCAUCUGUGCCAAACGCUCCCUGUGUGCUGCGUUCUCAGUGCUGCCGUACGGAGAGAGCUUCCACAUCAGUGAGCCGAGGCUGGACUCCUCUCGGAGGAGGCACUCAUCCGGCGGGAUCUCCACGGCAUUGGAGACGCUGCUGCUGCCAGGGCUAGAGGGACUGGGCCUGGACCUGGUGGCUGGAACAGGACAGACGGUGUCCUACGCCCAGUUCCUGUACCCGACCAACGCCCUGGUGCGCCAUAAGCCGGCCUCAGUGGACAUGACGCUGCAGCUGCCCUACUCCAGAAACAGCAUCCCCCGCAGCUACCCGCCCUCCAGACUCAGCAGCACCGUGGGAUUAGACCUAGGUCUCGAUGACACCGACUACGACCCCAACCUCCUGAGUGACCACCAGUGGCCAUGUGGGAAACACAAGCGAGUGCUGAUCUUCGCCUCCUACAUGACCACCGUCAUCGAGUACGUGAAGCCGUCCGACCUGAAGAAGGACAUGAACGAGACCUUCAAGGAGAAGUUCCCCCACAUCAAGCUGACGCUGAGCAAGAUCAGGAGCCUGAAGAGAGAGAUGCGCUCCGUGGGAGACGAGGCCAACCUGCAGCCGGUGACGGUGGCCAUGGGCUUCGUGUACUUUGAGAAGCUGGUGCUGCAGGGGCGCCUCAACAAGCAGAACCGCAAGCUGGUGGCCGCCACCUGCGUGCUCCUGGCCGCCAAGAUCAGCAGCGACCUCAAGAAGCAGGAAGUGAAACUCCUCAUCGACAAGCUGGAGGAGCGGUUCCGCAUCGGCCGGCGCGAGCUCAUCUCGUUUGAGUUCUCCGUUCUGGUGGCGCUGGAGAUGGCGCUCUACCUGCCCGAGAGCAAGGUCAUGCCCCACUACCGCCGCCUGGUGCAGCAGCAGUCCUGAGAGGGAGUGGGCGUAGGGGUCAGGGUCAGGGCCAGUGUCAAGGUCAAGAGGCGCCUCUUCACUCUUCACUCCCACAUGACCAAGAGUUUCGACAGUGGCAGGAGCAGCGCUGGAGAUUUAAGAGCACUACGCCCCCUGCUGGAUGAAAUUAUAAUACAUCCUGAAGCACACAGAGAGCCAAGAAACAAGGCUCUGGGUGCAAGUGUGUGUGUGUGUAUGUGUGUGUGCGUUUGUGUGUUUUAAAGAGACUCGGAGACACUGUGAGACCAUUAGCAACACUAUUAUUUAAUAAGUAAUUCCAGUUGUUCCUGGUUUGUAAAUAUACUUUUUUUGUAAACAUAGAGCAGAGAGUGUGGAAUAGAGAGGGUGUUGUGUUGAAAGAGACCAUUAUCUGUGUUCUUAAUUAUACUGUGUGGAAACCCUUGUAUAUCACCCUAGCAGGAGGCUAUUUAAAGAUUCAACCAUUAUUACCCUACCUUAAUAAUUCAAAAUGGUCAGACAAGUAAAAAACAUUCAAGUGGACAAGGGAAAAUGUAUCCUAGCAAAUAUCCUGUGUGUGUGUGUGUGUGUGUGUGUGUGUGUGUGCGUGUGUGCGUGUGUGCGUGUGUGCGUGUGUGCGUGUGUGCGUGUGUGUGUGUGUGUGUAUAUGUGUGUGUGUGUGUGUGUGUGUGUGAGAGAGAGAGAGACAGAGAAUGGUCAUUCGAUAUUCAUAAUAGCAGCCAAAUAUAGUUUCUUUUUUCUUUUUUUUCUAAAAAAAGGUUACCUUUUACUAUAUGAAUUAUUUUUUUUCUACAUGCAAAUUAUUAGCAAACAGAUCUGAACUCCAUGUUUAACUACAAGUCUUUGCCAUCCCUGCAGUCUGUUAAGAGACACCGUCCCCACUGGUGUAGAUGAUGACUAACCUAUUGUAUCUACAUGCAGAUGAGUGGCAGACUAGUCCGUUGUGUACUCACCUGAAACCAGGUCUACUCUAAACCUAGCCUAGCAUUAAGGCACUGGGACAAUCCUGUGAGGUUUGUGCUCUAUGUUAGAGACGGUGCUAAGUAAUGGCACAUUUAUCGUGCUACCCUUUGUACCCCCCCCCCCCCCCCCCCCCUUCCCCCUCUUCCUGUCCCUUCUUGUGUGUAAGUGUACCACACUGUGCCCCACGUGUUGUUCAUCGUCUGUAAUGAGCACUCUCGUGCUCCGACUCCGAGUCUGUUUCAUGCAGAGAGUUAAUCGCUGUGAUCCAGGCUUCCCCACAGGCCAGGAGGUUGCUGUGAUGAAUGGGCUUGUGCCACAGUUUUCCUCGUCGUUGAGUGUCCCUGAUUGUUGUGUUCAGUGUAAUACUUGUCGUGCUCGUAGUCAUUAGGCUGUGGGACUGGGUCGUUUUCCUAUGAGGAGGAUGAGCAGUUGGACUACACAUGUUUUUGUUGGGUUUUCAUAUAUGUAUAGUCUAGUUUUUUUGCCUAUGUAUGCAUGUAUGUAAACAACCAGAUUUGCACUUUAUAAGCUGUAUAUGCUGUAUUCCACAGCAGUAUAGUGUUAAGGGAAAGAUGUCCUUAGACAUCCACUCUGUGAGAAAGAGAUUUUUACAAUAUCUUCCUUACCCAUGCCGAUGUUCUGUAAAUGUUUUGUGCGCCACCCUGUGGACAUAGUCUGUUGUAGCAAUCUGAGAACCCCCAGCAAGGGGAAUAAAAGGGAAGUCAGGAUUCCUGAUAGAUUUAGGUUGUUCUCAGGACUUAAUUCUUCUUAAUCAGCUUUGUGACAUCUUUGUCUUGUGAUACUGUUGACAAAAUUCAGCAUCAUUUCAAUAUUAUCGUUGUGUGUGUCUUUUAUUUUAUUUUAUUUUAUUUUAUUUUAUUUUAUGUGUGUUGUUUUUAUUCCAACACUCCAGGGCUUUUGUUGUAGGCCUAUCGCAAUAUCUUCACCUGCAAGACUCGUAUUGUCUGUAGAAUUAUUUUACACUUUCCACUCUUCCUGCUUCCUGCUGUCAGCAUGGCAGACCCAUCUUAGCUGUGGGUUUGUGUCUGUCUGUCUCCCCCGAAGAUGAAUGAGAUGGACCCGUGAGCUCCCAGCGUGCUGGUCUGACCCUAUUUGAAGAGACUCGGCAGGGCUCUUGCUCUGUUCUCUCUGUUUCUAUCGCGCUUCUGUUAUCAGCUAUUCAGAGCAGAAGAACCCUGUCAGUUAGAGAGCACUAUUUUUUAGAUGUGUAAAAUGCACUGGCAGAAUCCCAUGCAGGUAGUGGGCUAUACGUACAUCUUUACAACGUUUCUCUUUGGAGUAAAUGGAGGAUGUUGCCAUUAAAUCAUCAAAAGUGUUUCUGAUCGCUAAGACAAGUGUCCGUACUCAUUAGUAACGACAUGUUAUUUACAGUUUGUCAAAAAAAAUAAGUGCCUGUGAUUAUUUUAUCUUACAGACAUGUUAAGAUGUAUUUUUCUAAACCAUUACCGUUGCCCCCACUCCUGUUUAUGGCGUAUUAAGAAGACUAAGGACUUAGCAGGAGGGACCGUGAGGUGUCAAGCACUGUGACCCCAGAAGUAGCAAUAACAGAGUUCUGUUCUCCGACUGGCCUAUCGCAAAAUAAUCUGAAGCUUAAUGUUGCAACAGUCAGGUCACCCAAUAACCCUAAAACAGGGUGUUCAACUUGCAUCUGGCAUAACAAAUUCCUGAGUUGGAAAAUGGCUACAGAGACGUUGUGUGGGGCUAGCACUUUGAUGUCAACCUCUCUUUUCCAGGUCAUGAAUUUCCCCAUUGCUUUUCCUGUUAUACUGUUUUUAUUUUUUUGAUUGGUUUACAUUAUGUUUGUCAUUGAUAUUUUUUGUGUGUUACCCAAAGUACAUGUUGUAGCCUACUCAUGAACUUGUGAAUUAUAUGUAUGUGAUUUUUAUUAUAAAUUGAAAAGUAACACUUUCUAAUAUAUUUUCUGAUUGCACUAA